GUGAAAGGAAAGUGCUUUACGUCCCACCGUAGCUCCUGCAGAAAGCCUUUACGCGCAAGGGAAACGAAGCAGCGGUGGUAAGCAACGAUAGCGUCCACUACUGCUUCCGUCUCUGCGCCCGUGUUCCAUCAACGAUGAAUUCCGUAUUUUCUGCAUUUAAAGCUUCCUCGACAGCCGCGACGCCUUCGUCCGCGGCGACAGCGAAUUCCAACGGUGUCGUCGGGGUUGGUCCGACAUCCGGAGGAAGCCACGACCAUACCAACGGCAACGGCGGUAUGGUUCUCACGAACGGCACCCUAAUGGGUUCGAAAUCCACCCCAACGUCGUCCUCAUCCACCUCCUCAAAGCUGCUGCUCAACAUCAAAACCCAUCGGCCAGCGGUGGCCGACCAUCCGCCCAACAGCAGCUACGAGAAGCUACGACACAUACGCGAGAUCAGCUGCACCAACCGAAACAACAGUCUCGUCGUUGGGCUGGAUGGGGAGCUGGAUGUAGUGCCCGCAGCAACUACACCGGAAGAUACCUCGGUAGCAACCACACCCGUCCAGAGUCCUACGACGCUCGACGACAAGUGUCUCGGAACGGCGGACACCUUGGAUGCGUCGGCAGACUCCACCACCUGCCUGCUGCUAAAUGGCAGCAGUGGACCACGGAUCGUAAGCGUCGAUCAGGUGGACAACCACCACCAUCAUCCUCAUCUGAGCAGCGGUGCCGGACUGGUGAAUGGUACCGGUAAACUGCACCAAGCAAAGGCUGACACAACGACCAAGAGUGAUAGCAGUAGUAGUAGCAGCAGUAGUAGUAGCGGCGGCAACAGCGUUAGAGCAACCGUAGCAGUAGCUAGUAGUGGCAACAACAACAGCAAUGAAAAUGAGUUGCUGCCGAAGAAAAAGAGCGCCUCCACCUCGUGUACGGACCUCGGAACGACACUGGCGCCUCUCGCAAUCAAACCCCCAUCAGGUGCUUCCCUGUCGAACUCGUCCUCCGGUGCCAUCGCUUCGGUGGAUGGUACUGCGUCCAAUGGUACGAUUGCGAGUAUGCCACCACGGUUCCACAAGCCAAGGUUAAGCCUGAGCAACAGCUGUGGCGGUGGAGGAAACAGCGGUCUCUCCACCAGCAGCAUGCCCUCGGUUCAUGGACGCACCGGACCAAAUGCGAACGGUGGAUCGUCCUCGUCCGGAAUGCCACCGCCAAAGACGAGACUAUCAACGCACCAAAGAAAUCUUAGUUUAGACUUUAGAUCAAUGGGAAUUCUCUUACCUCCAGUGUCGCAGGUGACCAACAAUCGCAUCAACAUGACCCAACAUCACCGGAAUCGAAGUUUAGAUAGUGCCCUGCAAAGGAUACCGGAGGUGGAAGUGUCCUCACCGAGCGCAGAAUCGGAAAAUACGCUACAUUGCACGAACGGCAUACUGAGCGGUACGAUGUGCAGCAAAAUCAUCCAAUCCUCGUCCACCAAUCCGACCAACACACCGAGCAAUAGUGGUCGAGGAAUUACCUCAAUCUCUAUUGCCGGCACUACUGCAAAAGGUGGUUCGAGCGGCAUCGAACCGGAAGCAGAAACGGUUGUAAUAGCAGCUGCCUCAACCACCAACAGUACGCAUCAUCAACCGAAUCGGCAACAGAUGAGCAGAAAGGUGGACAUCCUAGAGCAAGCUGCUACGCUAAGGGCCCUUAAAAGCUGUCAUUCCACGGAUGCCGAAACGAUCGUAACUUCGAUUGUGAAGGAUAGUGACAGCAAAAAGCGGGAAGAUCUUACGAGUCUUGGAUCGGAUGACUCUGGCAUUAUUUGUGGCUCGGAACCUGAUCACACCUCGUUGACGAGAAUUCGCCGAUCUAGGGAAAGUCUUGACUCGGGCGAGAUUGAUCCGUCGGAGGAGGAAUGCAUCGAGAUAUUGGAAACCACCUCGAUGGAGGAAGAGUACCGGAUGCUACAAUCCGACCUGUGUUUCUACCCUACAACCAUGGAUCGAACGGUGAAAGAAGACGGAAGCGACUCAGACAUGAGACCGCUCGACAACUGCAUUGAACCUCAGCAGCAUCCACAGCAGAACACUCUAACAUCUGCCGGAUCAGGUGUCAGCGGACCGGUGAGCGAUAAAGUUCGCUACCGGCAGCAAAACAUGACCCGUGCUGCCAUCAUGCUCGAGAAACUGUUCGUUCCGAUUCACUAUGAAGACGGCGAGAAUGGUCCGGUAGCAACAGGUGGAAAUCUCGGCAAUGAAGAGGACGAGAUGCUUGCCCAUCCGGAUGCAACGACACCGAUCGUUACCGAAGGGAAAUGUUUGACGACACCUACGAACGCCUUGACAAUAACAACGGUUCCCUUUGUUCAGCAACCUGCUUCCACUAUCGUGCCAAGUACGGCGGUCAGUCCGAGUGAGACAAAAGCUGCCAUUAACGAUCCUCCCAAGAACGAUCAAAAGAAUGAAGUGAUGUUUCGGAACUUUUUCGGUGCAACCAAGAAUGCCAUCUUCCGGACGGCGCAAAGCAUUAUCGAUAAUCAUGAGAAGAAGCAUGCGAAGCAGCGAGAAAAGCAAGCUGCAACGAAUACGACACCGGAAGAAGCUGGUCCUGUAACGACCGGAAGUGCUGGAGUUGCUGGUGCAUCGUCCAGCAGCACUUUCAAUACUACAGUCAAAUCCCCAACGGAGCUGCUGAAAAAGCGUGAAUUUGGUAGUAUGUUCGCGAGAAGCAGCAACAGCAGCAAACAUCAUAACCACAACCAGCAAAGCAGUAAUACUAGCAGCAACACCACCAGUGUCGUCACACCGACCGCAACCACCACGACAACAACCUCAGCGUCGAUGGAAUUCGAUACAACUUCUUCAUCGACAGAGAGCGGUGGCAGUCAGUUAAACAUUCCCAAAGCGUCCCUUUCGAAAUCGUCCUCGACCGCAUCGUUGAAGCUGGUUCCUGGUGUGGCGGUUGCGGCUACUCCUUCCACCUGCAGCACAACAUCCGCUUCCAUCAUACACUGUACCGGCAGUGGACCACGCGACGAAUCCCAGAUUCGCACGGAACGAACGGGACAGAGUGGUCUUUUACGUUUCUUUGAAUCGCCCGUGUUCAACAUACACUUUGCCGUGCACUACCUGUUCUACUCGAAGGAACCGGGUGUGCUGAGCUUUAUUGGCAAUAAGAUCUUCAGCUUCCCGAAUGGUGAGGUGGAUCUGUACAUACCGCAGCUGAUCGUAAUGUACAUGCAGAUCGAAGAGCUGUCCGAAGUGCUCGACCCGUACCUGGUGUACCGGUGCCGACAAUCGGUGGACUUUUCGCUCAAGUGUGUCUGGUUGCUGGAGGCGUACAAUUUCAACACGGAGAUGCUUAGCGGUGCCAGCAAUAGUGUACGUAAACAUUUGAGCUUAUUGCGCGAGCUAUACCCGAAGCGGGAACGAGUGAAGCUAGCGGCUACCGCUGCCCCUAUCACCCCCAGCAGUAGUGAAGUGUUGGGAACGAACAACGAUCCGACUCUACAAGCCCAUCCAGCGUUGUCUGCGGUACGUAAAACGCAUCACCGCUCGCAGUCUGAUGCCACGGGUAUGAUGGGAUUGUUGGCACAACAUCACCAUGCUCAUCACGCUCCAAUAUCCGGAGUGCCCGGUCCUAGCAACCGAUCGCCGGUGUGUCUGGGUGAUUUGAGCACGGGUCGAGCAUUUGACAAUGGCUGCGUGUGUUUCGAAUCCGUGCGAGGCACUGUGAACGAUCUGCUUGGCCAACAGACCGUAUGUUCCUGCGGAGCUCCGAAGCUAGCACCCGAAAAAGAGUUCAUGAAGGCAUUGAUCGACAUCGGCAAGAUGCUCACCUGUCUGCAGACCAAGAUCGAAAAGACGUCCCGUUUGCGCAUUCUUCUAAAUCUAAUCAACAAAAAUCUGCCAGCACGUGUUUGGCUUCCACUCCACACCGAAACUCCUCAUCAUGUGGUGCGCAUCACGGAGGAGAAAACGGCCGUGCUCAACUCGAAAGACAAGACACCCUACAUCAUAUACGUGGAGGUAGUCGAAGUACAAGACAUUUACACGUCACCUGUCAUCCCGAAAUUGAUGCCGACACUGAGGCACACGAAAAGCGAGGAACGGCUUGACAGUAGCAUCAGUGUGAACACGCUAAACACGGACGAAACCAACCCCAAUAAGACUGAACUGAACUCCUCCUGCCAACAAACGAGCGAAGAAUCGACCUCGUCUACUACUGUACCACAAACUGCACCACUACCAGCAACAGUGGCAGUAUCAUUGGCCUCGUCGCGAAGUCGGCAUAGCAAGCUUUCGGAAUGUUCGGCAGAAAACGGAGCGAAUGGUAGUAGUACGAUGGAGCUCGGCCUAACGGAGGAUGAUGUGUGGUCGCAAGAAGACGACGAAAUCACGGCCCAGUAUCUGAGCCUCACGAAAAUGUCUAGUGAUCGGGAUGCGAUAUCGCAGUUCUCUAUCGAUUCGUAUGACUCUCGCGAUCAUCACACUCCUGCUCUGUUUAACAUCGGGGAGGUGAAAAAACGCCACUGUGCCAACCUGAACUCGGAGAAUGCAAAACCCUUCAGCAAUGAUCCAUCGGAUCCAUCCGCUGCUGCGUUAAAAGAACCGUGGCAUGAGAAGGAAAAACAAAUACGAGACUCGUCACCCUACGGACAUCUGCAGUCCUGGAGACUUCUGUCGGCAAUCGUUAAAUGUGGUGAUGAUUUACGACAGGAGCUGAUGGCCACGCAGCUAUUACAGAUGUUCAAGCUGAUCUGGGAGGAGGAAAAAGUGGGACUUUGGGUGCGACCGUACCGAAUCGUCUGUCUCUCGAACGACUCUGGGCUGAUUGAAACGAUCGUGAACACGGUUUCGCUGCAUCAGAUCAAGAAGAAUUCCAACAAGAGCCUGAAAGACUAUUUUAUCGAUGAGUUUGGCGACGUGGAAACGGUUGCAUUCCGUACGGCGCAGCGUAACUUUAUGCAUUCCUGCGCUGCCUACUGUUUGAUCUCGUACCUGUUGCAAGUGAAAGAUCGGCACAAUGGUAACAUCCUGCUGCAUUCCGAUGGACAUCUGAUCCAUAUCGACUUUGGCUUCAUCUUGAGCAUAUCGCCAAAAAAUUUAGGCUUCGAACAGUCACCAUUCAAACUGACGCCCGAGUUUGUAGAUGUGAUGGGUGGUCCAGAGUCGGAGCUGUACUGUGAGUUUAAGUAUCUGCUGCUGGACGGUCUAAAAGCAGCUCGCAAGCAUAUGGAUCGCAUCAUCAACAUCGUGGAAAUUAUGCGAAGCAGUUCACAACUACCCUGCUUCAAAAACGGAUGCUCCGGUACGGUGCGCAAUUUGCGCAAUCGCUUCCACAUGAAUCUGACCGAGCAGGAGCUUGAGCGAAAAGUGGAACAACUGAUCCAGGACUCGCUGAACUCCCUCUCGACCAAACUGUACGAUGGCUACCAGUACAUCACGAACGGAAUCUUGUGAGAGCGAUUCGAUAUGCAUAUUUAAGCGUUAUCCCCUAGAUACGUUACGAAUACGAAAAGAUGAGCAUAAAAAAAUCGGCCAAUUCAAAAACGCUAUUACAAACAGUACAAAUCGAUCGAAAACGGAUCGUGUUUGCCGACUGUGCUGUGUGCGGAAAACAGUGACAGAAAGGAAUUAUCUAAAUUCAAAUAUUUGUAAGUCGGUCCGUUUCUUAUUUGUUCUUUGUGAGAGUAAGAGAGUUGAGAGAAGUUCUGAGUUGCAUUUUCAUACACUUGUUCAAAGAAAUAGGCUUUGAAAGUAGAGUCGUUUUGAAAAGAUACGUGCAAAACUGUAAAAUAUUCUGUUGAAAGCAAUGGAAUGAACAGUAAAGUGUUUGAGGUAGAUAUUUUUUUAUUUUAUUUUUUUUAUGUUCUACAUGUACAUAUAAAUCAGAUAAGGAAAGUAAGUCAGAAUGCCACUCUUAGAAGAAAAAAUAGAUUAAUUCAAUGAUACAAAGGAAAAGUGAAAAUAAACAUACACUUCAAAGUGAUCAGAUCAAAACACAAUGCAAGAAAAAAAAGGAGCAACACAAAAAGUCGUAUUUAGCUUUUUUAAGAACGAGAAACGUUAGCUUUUUACUCUCAAUUUCAUCUGAUGAACAGAAAACACGUGUUUGCUCUUGUACAUGUAAUGUGAUGAACGUAAAAUACUAACAAGCGAUCAGUUCAUAAGCGGUUAGAGAAGGAAUCGAAUUCAGGAACAAGAAAGCCCUCCAAACCUACUUUCCCCGUUCGGUGUAUGUACACUCAAGCAGUUAAUUUUUGGCGCCCCUUACCUAUAGGGUGUUUGGAUGGAAGAACGCCUGUGCAGAAAGGACGAUUGGAAUCGUAGUGCAGAAAUCAAAAAGCGACUGUUUAGUAUGAUUAGCUUUUAAAAAUACGCGUGCAGCCAUACACUCAAACAACUAUUAACAACCAAACACAGGGAUGUUGCUUAGUAAAGGGUGAAAACGAAACAAAAAAAAAACCGGCAGUGGGUGGUUAUAUGUUAUUGUCGUUACGUUUGUCGCAUCGUGUGCAUGCAGGGGUUCGCUUAAACACAGCAAAAAGCCCCCCAAUACCACUACACCGAACAUAAAUGUAUACUCUUGUUUCCGUUUUUUGCAUUAGGUAGAGUAAUAAUGAUAUUGCAAGUUUUGGAAACUUGUAUCUACGCCGCCGCUGUUGUGUACAUAGUUAGAAGCAAUAAUAAGUAACGAAACCACACAUUCAAUUGGGAACGAUGAUAGAGAGAGAGAGAGAGACAGAGAUAAUGAAGGAAACAGAGCAAACGAAGUAGAAACGUUUUGAUUUUUGCUCUCACUUGUUUGUGUGGACAAAAGAUUCGAAAAGGAUAAAAUUUUUAAACUUCCUUAGCAGCUCCACAGUUUAAUACCGUUUCUUCUUCCUUCCUUACAAUGCAGAUACUGAAGAUACUGAAGAGAACACAUGAAAAAAGGCACCAGAAAACUUCCCCUGUUAAAAAAGUUAGUAUAAAAAACAUUACUCUAGGAGUCUCUGCAGUCGCAUGUGGCUGACAUAGGGAAAGAGGGGAUCGAAUCAGCUGCAUAAACACAUACUUACACCCAAUUCUCUCUCUAUCACGCCCUUAAACAACUCUCUACGCUUUUCAUUAUAUCUCUUUGCAUACAUAUUCCUUAACUCUAGUAGAUCCGAGUAAAACGGAAAAUUCUAACCGAGAAGUGCGGAAAACCUGGGAAAUGCGAAUGCGCCCGCCCGAAACGAUAAGAAUACUCAAUGUAAUCAAUAUACACGGUAACGGAAAGCAAAACACAGGAAAACGUUUGAGAUUGGAAAAGCAAAAAAUUGGCGUCGAAAUGUAUGUGAAGGUCUUAAUUCAUUUUUCACUUUUGUUGUUGUGUAUGUUUGGUUUUAUAUUAUUACCUACGGGUGGGUGAAACAACAUGGCAUGGAUACGGAGAAUUAGCAAUAACACUAAUUCGCUGCAUCCAUGAUUGUUUUCCAUGUCAAUGUUUAGUGUGAGAUUAACGUUUACAACGUAACGUAAUACAGCAUUACGGCUUCUCACCAUGGCACGUUUCACCAUAGUGAGUGAGAUGACUUGAGACGAGCGUCACUCAUUCUUUCACUAUAUCCGUGCUAUUAGCUCAUGAGUGAUGGAAAUGUUCGUUUAAAAUCCUUCUCUUAGAAAAAGCAACUAUACAGCGAGCAAAUUAUUUAUAAACCCGGGAUCAAUUAAAUGAAAAAAAGCAAAAAAAAAGUUAAACAAUGUGCUAUAUGUAUAUUCUUAUCAUCCUACGCUCCGGGUUUAAUAUUAUUGCAUCGGUUGAUUCCGUUUAUACACGUAUACUUAUACACAUGUAUUUUUCAUUUUUAAACCAUGAUUUAAGCGGAAAGGAAUGGAAUGAGAAUGUAAAGAGUGUCGGCGCUCGUAUUUCGUUUUUGUACAGCAAGCUAAAUAGUAAAAGUAAGGAAAAAUUCACCGACUGGCGUCUUCUGCGAGAAAAAGGAUCUAGAGAGAAGCAGAGGUGGUUAGGUGCGUAAGGUGUCCCUAUAUGCAUGUUCUUUAACAGUUGGAACAUGUAGGCAAGGGUAGGAACAAGUUCAAGCGAAUGUUGUACGUACGUGCCAAACCGAUUUGAACGGUACGGCCAGACAUGCCUAAUGUUUAGUUGAAAGCGAAACCGGAAGCGAAGUUAGCUUAGGCAAACAUCUAUUAUAAUUAACUUCAGAAGAGAAAAAGGCGGAGGAUGACAGGGGCGCAAGGAGCGACAAUUUAAGGAUGCAUAAAAACAUGCAACAUUACUCACGAUUUUGGAAAGGGGAAACAAAGGAAUACAAUGGAAGGAAAAUUGAAACAUUUUGUCGUCGAAAUUUGAAUAUAAGGUGAAAA
Molecule: messenger RNA, 8321 nt
Organism: Anopheles moucheti
Lineage: Eukaryota; Metazoa; Arthropoda; Insecta; Diptera; Culicidae
Gene: fwd
Product: serine-rich adhesin for platelets
Exons: 11
Coding region: 135-5429 (1764 amino acids)
Biological process (GO): phosphatidylinositol-mediated signaling; phosphatidylinositol phosphate biosynthetic process
Cellular component (GO): cytoplasm; membrane
Molecular function (GO): 1-phosphatidylinositol 4-kinase activity
Source: RefSeq, a predicted model, not a curated record